Molecule: messenger RNA, 1542 nt
Organism: Hyalella azteca
Lineage: Eukaryota; Metazoa; Arthropoda; Malacostraca; Amphipoda; Hyalellidae
Product: tyrosine-protein kinase receptor Tie-1
Exons: 6
Coding region: 315-1067 (250 amino acids)
Biological process (GO): positive regulation of kinase activity; cell surface receptor protein tyrosine kinase signaling pathway; protein phosphorylation
Cellular component (GO): signaling receptor complex
Molecular function (GO): ATP binding; transmembrane receptor protein tyrosine kinase activity
Source: RefSeq, a predicted model, not a curated record
AAUAAAACUGUGAUAAUUGGCUUACACACCUCUUUCGCGCAGUGUACUCGGAGGGGUUGACGUACAACUUCGCCAUUGAAUGUACUGGCGAUGACAGACUGCAGCUGGAGCGAAGCAACCGAGCCUUCGAGAGCCUGGACAAGUUGCUCUCCCACUACCAGCGCCGGGCUAUCAUUAAGGGCUGCUACCUGUCGUCCCCCGUCGUACAGGAAGAGUCGUCGGAUGACGAUCACGAUAUCGAAAUUUCCUCGAGGAACUUGAAGGUUCAGAAGUGCAUCGGGUCUGGCAAAUUUGGCACAGUGCUGCUGGGAGAGAUGACUCGCUACGGUCGAGUCGCCCUCAAGACUUACGUGGAGCCAACGUACAGCGGCCAUGAGCGGGAAAGCUUAUGGAGCGAAAUCAACGUCAUGAAGCGCCUGCGUCACCCAAAUGUCAUCCGCAUGCUCGGCAUCAGCAUCGACGGCAGCAACGUGACCAUGGUGCUCGAGUACGCCAAGUUCGGGGACGCUAGGACCUACCUAUUAGGCCUGUCUCAUGCUGAGUGGGUUGUCGAGACAAUUGUGGACAUCGCACGACAAGUGGCCGAAGGAAUGGCCUACUUGGAGUCUGUGCUCGUAGUACAUCGGGACUUGGCUGCUCGGAAUGUUUUAAUAACUGCUCAGUUUCAGGCAAAAAUUGCUGACUUUGGUUUGGCUGUGCGACUGAAAGCCGGCGAGGAGGAGAAAGAAAUUCAGAACUGGGGAAUGCGACCUCUUCGAUGGAUGGCUCCUGAGAGCAUCCUGCAGGGGCGCUUUAGCAGCAGGAGCGACGUUUGGUCCUUCGGCGUCUUGGUGUGGGAAAUGUUCUACCCUGAGAACACGCCUUACAUGGGCAUUACAGACAACGACCUCGCAUCAGAUUUGACGGACGGGACCAGACUGAAGCUGCCUUCUUCGUGUCCCGACGAGCUGUCCCAUCUGGCCCACUGCUGCUGGUCCAUUGACCCUGAUCGUCGGCCCUCCUUUGCUAGAAUCGUUCGCAUUUUUGCUCGGCGACUUGUCCAAAACCGUAAAUUCUAUAGGUAUUAAUUUGUUUCAAUUAAUUUAGUUGUAGUAUUAUACAGAAAGGGAAUUUUAGUUUGAUGAUUCAUUGAAAAAAAUUCUACAACUAAAUACGGUAUAUUACUUUUUAUACUCAGUAAAAAGUGUCGAUUGUCAAUACGAACUCAUGAAUAGAAUCAGUGGUUUGAUUUACAAAACGCCAAAUGGUAUGCGGAGAAAGCUGAAGUCAUUCCCUAGACGAUUGGAAAACAUAUUCUGUAAAAUGAAUCGUUACGACCGGUAAAAUUCAUUGUUUCGUAUAUCAUGUGUAAAUAAAUACUCGUAUAUCAUACGCAGUUAUUUAAGAGUCAGUCUUUUGAAGAAUAACACAAAAUGAUGAUUGUGAGACCCUUAGAACUCUUUCCAUAUGAUUAACACAUCAACGAAAUAAUAUUGGCAUUGGAGCUAAAUCAAAAAAUUUCUGUAAAAUAAUUGAUUGAAGUGUAAUUACACAUGAUUUGAU